Molecule: messenger RNA, 2256 nt
Organism: Carassius carassius (crucian carp)
Lineage: Eukaryota; Metazoa; Chordata; Actinopteri; Cypriniformes; Cyprinidae
Product: glucocorticoid receptor-like
Exons: 9
Coding region: 1-1266 (421 amino acids)
Biological process (GO): regulation of DNA-templated transcription
Molecular function (GO): DNA-binding transcription factor activity; sequence-specific DNA binding; zinc ion binding
Source: RefSeq, a predicted model, not a curated record
AUGUUUCAAAAUGUUCCUCUUCAAGAAUCUCAGGACGUGUCAUGUCACCGAGAAGCAUGUGCUCAGCUCUAUCUGCUGGUGCGAUUGGUUCUUGGAGAAGAGCCUGAAGCGAGCAGCUCCAGUUCGUCUGGAUCAGUCAAGCCCGGUGGAAACACCCAUAAGAUCUGCCUGGUGUGCUCUGAUGAGGCCUCUGGGUGUCAUUAUGGGGUGCUCACCUGUGGCAGCUGCAAGGUUUUCUUCAAAAGAGCCGUAGAGGGAUGGAGAGCACGGCAAAACGCAGAUGGGCAACACAACUAUCUCUGCGCUGGAAGGAAUGAUUGCAUCAUCGACAAGAUAAGAAGGAAAAACUGCCCGGCGUGCCGCUUUCGCAAGUGUCUUCAGGCCGGCAUGAACUUGGAAGCUCGUAAAAACAAGAAAUUGAUGCGAUUACGGGGUCAUUCGUCCUCAAGCGAGCAGGCCCCAGCUCUGCCUGAAGAGCGCAUGUGUUCACUGGUGCCCAAAGCCAUGCCCCAGCUGGUACCCACCAUGCUGUCCCUGCUCAAAGCCAUUGAGCCUGAGAUCAUUUACGCAGGUUACGACAGCACCAUCCCAGACACCUCCACCCGCAUCAUGACCACACUUAACCGUCUGGGAGGCCGUCAGGUCAUCUCCGCAGUCAAGUGGGCCAAAGCCCUUCCUGGCUUCAGAAACCUGCACCUGGAUGACCAGAUGACGCUCCUGCAGUGCUCCUGGCUCUUCCUCAUGUCCUUCGGCUUGGGCUGGAGAUCCUACCAGCAGUGUAACGGAGGCAUGCUGUGUUUCGCUCCAGACCUCGUCAUCAAUGAGGAGAGGAUGAAACUACCCUACAUGAAUGACCAGUGUAGCCAGAUGCUGAAGAUCACCAGUGAGCUGGUCAGGCUGCAGGUGUCCUAUGAUGAGUAUCUCUGCAUGAAAGUGCUCCUCCUCCUCAGCACAGUACCAAAGGACGGCCUGAAAAGCCAAGCUGUGUUUGAUGAAAUCCGCAUGUCGUACAUCAAGGAGCUGGGCAAAGCCAUUGUUAAACGCGAGGAGAACUCCAGCCAGAACUGGCAGAGGUUCUACCAGCUCACCAAGCUAUUGGACUCAAUGCAGGAGAUGGUGGAGGGGCUCCUCAGCUUCUGUUUCUACACGUUUGUGAAUAAAUCUCUGAGUGUGGAGUUUCCCGAGAUGUUGGCGGAGAUCAUCAGCCAUCAGCUACCAAAAUUUAAAGACGGGAGUGUCAAGCCACUUCUGUUCCAUCAGAAAUGACCGCCUUAGAUCAUAACAAUGCCUUAACGCCACUCUUUUCUUACCAGCGCUAGUCCAGCCUGCCCGUGUUCCCCCAAACGUCCUGAAUCAGUUGAGGAAUACAGUCGCUUUAGCUUGAUUCUCAGAGGAAAGAGGUAAAGUGUGCUCUUCAGAAACGCUCAUGGAGCAGGAAAACGGACAAAGUCGUGUACUUGGAGCAGACAGAAUGUGACUUUUAGUGAUAUUUUCUCUUUUUUUUAUUUUGCAUGUACACUGCUGAAAUGUUUACAAAGGUAUAUCAAAAAAGGGAAAUGUGCCUUUUUUGCGCUUUGCGAAUCAAUUUCAAACAUUUCUCAGGCUAACGCAAUGAGUUUCUGUGGAUGAUUCACUUUCAUCACGUCCGCGUCUGCACGUGUCUAAACCUGCCGCGGUGGUUCUCUGGAGGAGGCAGCUCCAAAUUUUAAAGCAGCCCUUGAAACAGAAGACUAUAUAUUUUUAAGUCUCAUCGAAUCUCCAAGCCUGGAGCAACAUGGAAAACCACAACCAUAAUUUGAUUCAAAUCUUAAUCGGUUCCAUGACUGACAGGAAAUACUGAGUUGUUUCUCUGUUUUUUUGAAUAGGUUCCGCUGAAAUGUAAUUUGUAGGGAUGGAUAGGUCACCCCAAAAAAUCUUCUAUUCGUUUUCCUCUUGCACUGUUUAUUUACCCUCAUGCUGUUCCAAACCCGUGGAACACAAAAAUCUUGUCAAAGUGGCUCAUCUGUGACUCAUUCUCUGUGUUCCAAGUCUUAUGGAUUCAUACGAUAGCACGGUGUGAUGAGCAAACUGAAAUCAAAGUCAUUUUUCACUGAAAAUUUCCCCAUUAGUGAGCUGUUGAGAACCAGAUCAGUCUGGUUCAUUUAGACAUUUUAUGAUCAAUUAAUUUAAUGUCAAAAUGUGACUCAAAACACACAUUUAUAAAUCAUUGUUUAGCACUUUGGGGGAAAAAGACCAGGAUUUUAUAUAUAUAUAUAU